This is a messenger RNA of Halteromyces radiatus, 1889 nucleotides long. Its product is annotated as LETM1-like protein-domain-containing protein. The coding region runs from base 26 to 1813 and encodes 595 amino acids. Gene Ontology annotation, biological process: intracellular monoatomic cation homeostasis. Gene Ontology annotation, cellular component: mitochondrial inner membrane. NCBI's taxonomy places the organism in Eukaryota, Fungi, Mucoromycota, Mucoromycetes, Mucorales, Cunninghamellaceae. Gene Ontology annotation, molecular function: ribosome binding. The record is from RefSeq and is a predicted model, not a curated record. The transcript has 7 exons.
UUUUUUUUUUUAUUACUAUUGUCCCAUGUAUACUCAUAUAACCACACGGUCUACUUGUAGAUCUAUUCGACCUUCUAAUAAUCUUAUUCAACUUUAUAUUCGAGCUAUUGAUUUACGACAAAGACAACCACGUACUGUUGGUAUUCAUACUACUUCUAUCACUUCUCGUUCUUUUCGUACUGCCUUACCAAAUGAAUUACGUAUCUUAAGAGCAGAAAAACCAAAGGAUAUUCCCAAAUCAACUGAUGAAAAGGAUACUUUAGCUUCUCGUGCUGUCUCUCUUGCCAAAGAACGUCUCAAAGAACAACAAACCUCUGGUACUUCUGCUGCUACUGUGUCAAAACCUAAGAAAACAAUAUGGCAAAAAGUCAAGGAAGAAGCUGUACAUUAUUGGCAUGGAACAAAACUUUUAGGUUUAGAAAUUCGAAUUUCUUCAAAACUCACUUGGAAACUUUUGAAUGGUGGUCAUUUAACUCGUAGAGAAGCUCGUCAGCUUCGACGUACAACUUCGGAUCUUUUACGAUUAAUUCCUUUUGCUGUGUUUAUCAUUGUUCCUUUCAUGGAAUUGUUGUUACCUGUAGCUUUGAAACUAUUUCCCAAUAUGUUACCUAGUACAUUUGAAAACAAGUCUCUCGAAGAAGAAAAGAAACGAAAACUACUCAAGGUACGAUUGGAAAUGGCUAGAUUUUUACAAGAAACUAUCUCUGAAACUGGUUUUGCUGGAUCUGACAAUGAAGAAUCUGCCAAAGAGUUUGCCGACUUUUUCAGAAAAAUUCGUAUUACUGGCGAACAAGCCUCUACUGAAGAUUUAUUAAAUGUUGCCCGUCGUUUUGAAGAUGAAUUAACUUUGGACAAUUUAUCUCGUCCUCAACUUGUAUCCAUGUGCCGUUAUAUGAAUAUCAAUGCCUUUGGUACAGACAACUUUUUACGUUUCCAAAUUCGUAAUCGUAUGCGUCAAAUCAAGGCUGAUGACAAGGUUAUUCAAGCUGAAGGUAUUGAAUCAUUGACUAUACAAGAAUUGCAAGCUGCUUGUGCUGCACGUGGUUUCCGCUCUAUUGGUAUUUCCCCUGGUCGUUUACAGGAUGAAUUGGAACAAUGGGUAGAUCUUCAUUUGAAUCAUCAUGUCCCUUCUACACUCUUGGUAUUAUCUAGAGCAUUCAGUUUCACUGACCGUCCCAUGACCACUGAAGAAGCUCUCAAGGCUACUUUUAAUAGUUUACCUGAUAAUUUGGUCAACGAAGCAGAACUUCAAGUACUUGAAAUGGUGGGCACCAGUACUUAUAAACAAAAAUUGGAUGUAUUAGAACAACAACAAGAAUUAAUUGAAGAUGAAUCUGAACAAGAAGAAAAGGAAGCCAAGGCUAGAGCAGAUGCUAAAGAAGCAGCAGAAGAAGCGGAAAGAAAACGUCAAGAAGAAGAAGAAAUCAUCAGAAAGCAACAAGCCGAAGCAGAUAAACGGGAUACCUUUAUUACUGAAGAAGAAACAGAAGAAGAAAAGAAAGAAGAAGCAUUAUCAAAGGAACAACAAGAUGAAUUACAUGAAGCUCUUGCCAAGUUACGUACUAAAGUGGAUGUUUUGGAAGAACGGGCACAAUUGAAUGAAAUCAAGAUUCAACAUGAAGAUUACAAAGAGUUGAUUGAAGAAUUAAAGGAAGCUACUCACAAGGAUGCUGAUAAGACAACUGCUCGACUUGGUAAACGACUUGAAAAGAUGUUGACUCAAAUUGACAAGGAUAUUGAUGCUAUGGAAAAGGAACAUAAAGAAAAAGAACAAAAAUCCGAGGAUCAAGGUACAAAUCAUGUAGACAAAUAGAUUUAGUUUCGACAAAAUAGAUAUAAUAUAGGCAAGUUUUUUCUCAAUAAAGUUGGUCAUUUACAACUCAGCAGAA